AUGAACACGGCGGAGCACCCACCUCAAGAUGCCCUCACGAUGCUGGGCAUACUUCCUUGGUCAGGAAACCUACAGGGCUUCGACUUCCCCGAGUCUGUUGAGACUCUCGUUCACUACAUGACGAACGAAUGGCUCAGCGACAGCCAUGAAGAUCAGAUGUUGACGCUUCUGCGGCAGGACAUCACCCUCAGUAGCUCUCACACCUUGUACGAGGUAGAGAAUGCUUACUUUGGAUCACUCCUCCGGAGCGCAUAUGCUUCACGCGAACACGGAGAAUACGAAGAGAGCCGCCACUUCGCUCGGGUGCGUGGAGUUGGCCAGGCUCUUGCAGAAGGACGCCGCUCUGCAGUUGCAUUCAUUUUGAACGUGAACCGAAAUCAUUGGGUUGCUGUUAUUGUCGACUUCUGCACGUCGGAAAUUCUCUGGGGCGACCCUCUUGGGCAUCCGCCUUCAGCGGCUGAUAUCGAGGCACUCGACUGGUGGACAGCACUACAUUCAGGCUAUACAUUUGCGCACCGGACAUUGAUGGUCACAAGGCAGACAGACGACUUCUCUUGUGGUCUGCUUGCAUUCGGAGCCCUCGCGCACUACUGCUUGCCAGAGAAGUAUCCUCUCGUGGCUGCAUCGGAGGUUGCCGAUGAACGCUUGAGGAUGUUCCUAGCUAUCGCACGAAGGCAUCUAAGCGAGGUAAGUAACCUUGGGAAUCAUGCAUGA
Molecule: messenger RNA, 714 nt
Organism: Fomitopsis serialis
Lineage: Eukaryota; Fungi; Basidiomycota; Agaricomycetes; Polyporales; Fomitopsidaceae
Exons: 1
Coding region: 1-714 (237 amino acids)
Biological process (GO): proteolysis
Molecular function (GO): cysteine-type peptidase activity
Source: RefSeq, a predicted model, not a curated record